AUGGGUUUACCCGUGCAAGGACCAUCGAUAGGCUGGCCUGAGACUGAGCAAGCUGCGCCAAAUGUUCGGAGAUGGGCAACCGAGCAAUUGCUUCACCUUUGGCGCAAGCAGCGAUAUCGUAGCGAUAAUGUCGCUUCGUGGGGCGAUGAGAUUGAGUAUAGUCUGAUCGACUUGAAUCCAAAUGCCGAGCGAGCAACUUUGCUAUUGGACCAGGAGAGGGUAAUUCGGCAAUGGCAAGAGAGCUCCGUCAGCAAGGAUGAGCCGGUCGUGCUCCAAUGGGAAUGGGCGAAAUAUGUCGUGGAGACGACGCCAGCAAAGCCUUACACUGGAAGCAUCGAGGAUCUGCUGAGUGUUCAGCAAAAUAUGAAGAGAAGACGAGAAAUCAUCAAUCGCUCGCUCUCACCGAAUCAACACACCCUUUCACUAUCUCUCUUUCCUCGUACUGGAGUGGAUGACCAGUGGACAACUCCCCAUGGCCCGCACCAGACAAACCACUCGGUGUGCUCACUGCCGCGGUAUAGAAUCGUCCCCGAGAACGUGCUCGGCCGAUGCCAAACUCGCAAACAGACACACUACCCAAUAUACCAAGAUACCCAAACGCCGACAUCAUUCCAUGAUACUUUACCCUCGGGAGAAACAGUCCAGGACCACCUCUGUUUGAGCGAUCUCGAGAUUGGAAUUGGCUGUUGCAGUCUGCAAACAACAUUCCAGGCAUCAAGCGAGUCAGAGGCCCGAUGGCUGCACGACCAGCUAAUUCCUCUCGCCCCAAUUUUCCUCGCCAUGACAGCCGCGGUCCCAAUUUGGAAAGGAUACCUGGUUGAUACGGAUAUCCGCUGGCAGCGAUUUGGAGACAUCCUAGAUGAUCGCCGACCAGAGGAGAUGGCUACCACUCCCCCACGCUGGACUUGGAACCGCACAUACCUCUCAGAAGCUAGACCUCCAGGUCUUGAUAGCAGCGAGCCUCUCCAACCCAUGGAUCCCGCAAUCAAACAGCGUCUCCUCGAUGGCGACAUGGAUGAAUCCCUAGCGACACACUUCGCAUCCAUCCUCUCGCGCGACCCACUCGUUCUAACCCAAGAUGAUAUGGAAAACUUCAAUACCGAGAAUACCAAGCUCUUUGAGCUUCUCCAGAGUUGUGUCUGGCAUGCAGUCCGCUUCAAGGUUCCAACCGCCGACACAGGGCCAGGAUGGUGCAUCGAGUUCCGCACAAUGGAAUCCCAGCUCACAGAUAAAGAGAAUGCGGCGUUUGCUAUCUUCGCGUACCUUCUGUCCCGGGCAAUUGUCACUCUGCAUUUGAACUUUUAUAUCCCAAUCGACAAGGUGGGCGAGUCGAUGGAAUUCGCCAAGGAGCGUGAUGCUGUUCGACAAGAGAAGAUGUGGUUCCGUCGGUCCGGGUGGUUGUCCGGUUCUCACACUAUCAGGCCCUCGCGGUCGAUGUGUAAAGACCAGUCGCACGGACAUUUGAGUGACGAGAGUAGAGGUGAGGAAUUCGCUCUCAUGACGGCAGACCAGAUCUUCAACGGUGAAGGCGAUCCAAGUGGGUUCCCGGGCUUGGUGGCUAUUGUGCGGUAUUACCUGGAUCAAAGCAAAAUGUCAGCAGUGGCGCAGGCGAAGAUUGCUCCGUACCUUGAUCUGAUCACCAAGCGGGCCAGCGGCGAGAACCCGACACCGGCAAGAUGGAUGAGGGAGUUUGUGCGUUCGCACAAGGACUAUCAGCAGGACAGUCAUGUUAGUGAGAGCGUCUGCUAUGACAUGAUGAAGGAGAUUGUACAGAUGAAUAAGGAAUGA
Penicillium paradoxum is the source of this 1788-nucleotide messenger RNA. RefSeq names its product glutamate--cysteine ligase. Gene Ontology annotation, biological process: glutathione biosynthetic process. The transcript has 7 exons. The record is from RefSeq and is a predicted model, not a curated record. Lineage: Eukaryota; Fungi; Ascomycota; Eurotiomycetes; Eurotiales; Aspergillaceae. Gene Ontology annotation, molecular function: glutamate-cysteine ligase activity. Bases 1 to 1788 code for a protein of 595 amino acids.